AUGGCCGAUUCUACUUUUACCUUUUCUGCCCCAGCCGACACAGACGUCUGGAAGAAACCCCCUUCUCACGACGUCUUCACCGGUAACACUCUCCACCCGCAUGUCCAUAAUACAAACACAACUAACCGAACCUCUCUCCGUCCAGCCCCCUACAAAUCCCUCUCCAAAAACCCCUUCCCCCAGUUCAAAUCCGCCUCCAUCACCUUCACAGCAACCUACACCCACCAAUUCGACCAAGCCGGCAUCGUCCUCGUCUUCACCAAGCCCUCCCUCCCCCGCAAGUGGAUCAAAGCCGGCGUCGAGCACUUCAACGGCCAGCCGCGCCUGUCCACCGUCUGCUGCGACAACUGGGCCGACUGGAGCGUCGCCAACGCCGCUUCCGCCGAGGAGAUCCAGGCGGGAGGCAAGGCCGUGACCAUUCUGGUCGAGAGGCUGGACGCUCAUGAUGGUUCGUGCUUGUGGGUGUAUCGCGUCGAUGGCGAUGAAAAGGUUCCGAUGAGAGAGAUCAACUGGCCUUAUGGAGAUAAUGGUGGCCAGGGCUGGGAGCUUGAGAUUGGUGCUUUGAUCGCGAGACCGGCCAAGGAUACGACGGAUAGCUUGGAGGCCAAGUUUCAAGAUUUCCAAGUCAAGUGGGAUUCUGCAUAG
This is a messenger RNA of Trichoderma aggressivum f. europaeum, 645 nucleotides long. RefSeq lists its product as uncharacterized. The transcript has a single exon. Lineage: Eukaryota; Fungi; Ascomycota; Sordariomycetes; Hypocreales; Hypocreaceae. The record is from RefSeq and is a predicted model, not a curated record. Bases 1 to 645 code for a protein of 214 amino acids.